GUGCAACCGGGAAAAGCUGAUCGACAGGGAGCUCCAGAACUUCUGCAACGGAGCAAGUCUAAGCCUAAGUCGGCUUCCCCAGAACUCCAGCUACUGGGUCUCGAACCCCUGUCUUCCGGAGUCCUAGUGUCGCCGAACCCAAGGCCACCCCCUCCCCGAGAAUCAUGCGCAGCGCUCCGACUGUAAGUGCAGCCUUGGUGCUCUGCGCAGCUACUGCGGGGCUGCUGAGCGUGCAGGGCCGCCCUGCACAGCCCGAGCCGCCGCGCUUCGCGUCCUGGGACGAGAUGAACUUGCUGGCUCACGGGCUGCUGCAGCUCGGCCACGGGUUGCGCGAACACGUGGAGCGCACCCGUGGGCAGCUAGGAGCACUGGAACGCCGCAUGGCUGCGUGCGGUAAUGCUUGUCAGGGACCCCAGGGGAAAGACGCACUUUCCAAAGACCCUGAGAGCAGAGUCCCUGACAGCGAGGCGGCUCCUGAGACUCUGCAGAGUUUGCAGACACAGCUCAAGGCUCAGAACAGCAAGAUCCAGCAACUGUUCCAGAAGGUGGCCCAGCAGCAGAAACACCUAGCCAAGCAGAAUCUGAGAAUACAAAACCUUCAGAGCCAGAUUGGCCUCCUGGCCCCCACACACCUAGACAACGCAGUGGCCAAGACUUCAAGGGGAAAGAGGCUUCCCAAGAUGGUCAACCUCAUCGGCCUGACUCCCAAUGCCACCCACUUGCACAGACCUCCCCGGGACUGCCAGGAACUCUUCCAAGAAGGGGAGCGGCAUAGUGGACUUUUCCAGAUCCAGCCUCAGGGAUCCCUGCCGUUUUUGGUCAAUUGUGAGAUGACUUCAGAUGGAGGCUGGACAGUGGUUCAGAGACGCCUAAACGGCUCUGUGGACUUCAAUCAGCCCUGGGAAGCCUACAAGGAUGGCUUCGGAGAUCCCCAAGGUGAAUUCUGGCUGGGCCUGGAGAAGAUGCACAGCAUCACAGGGGACCGAGGCAGCCAGAUGGCUGUGCAGCUGCAGGACUGGGAUGGCAAUGCCAAAUUGCUCCAGUUUCCCAUCCACCUGGGGGGUGAGGAUACAGCUUACAGCUUGCAGCUCACAGAGCCCACAGCUAGUGAGCUGGGCGCCACCAACGUCUCCCCCAAUGGCCUUUCCUUACCCUUCUCUACCUGGGACCAAGACCAUGACCUCCGAGGGGACCUCAACUGUGCCAAGACCCUCUCUGGUGGCUGGUGGUUUGGCACCUGCAGCCACUCCAAUCUCAAUGGACAGUACUUCCACUCCAUCCCACAGCAACGGCAGCAGCGUAAAAAGGGAAUCUUCUGGAAAACAUGGAAGGGCCGCUACUACCCACUUCAGGCUACCACCCUACUGAUCCAGCCCAUGGAGGCUACAGCAGCCUCCUAGCCUCCUCAUUGGAGCCUGGUCCCAGGCCUAAGAAGACAGUGACUUUGGUUGUGGCCCUAAGAUAUGGCCACUCCCUGCUGGUGACAAGAGCUCCAAGUGGGGCUAUCUGGAGUCUCGUGGACAGAGAGGACGCCCAUGAUUGGAGAGACUGGAGGACCCCUUUUCCGUGUUGGGGGUCUGUAGGCAUUGUCUGUAACAGUCAGAGCAACCAAAAACAAAUGACCCAGACCCAAGAAGCAUGGGCUUGAGGGGCAUUGAGUCUCACUUCUUGCCUGCCAGAGAAGUUGAGGAUGCAGAGGGACCACUUGGGUCCAACUAGCUGGGCCCUUAGUGGCAGACUCAGUCAUAUUGACUGGCUGGGAGACAGGGUUCUCAGGAGCCCUGUGUACACUCAUGGUGCUGUUGUGGGUGCUGUAGAUGAAUGGGUGCCAACUGUGGUUACAAGGCACAGCUCACAGCAUUCUUGGAGUAAAUACAACCUCAGAACACUUUGUUCUCUGUUGUUUCAUUUGAUUUUUAAAAUUGAAUAGUUUCAAAGCUGGCAUAAACAUGUUCCUUGGGUGGAGACUGUAUUGCCAGAUCUCUUAAGGACAGGACUGGUUUAUUGUUUCUUCCACCUCUGGCAAGUGAUUUCAGCUUCAUUCUUUUAGUAUUUCAUGAUGUGGGUGUCGUUUUUAUUUCAAAAUCUCAAAACGGAGCCGAGGAGAUGGCUCAGUGAUUAAGAACACUUUUCUUGCAGAAGACUUGGCUUUGGUUCCCAGCACCCACAUGGCAGCUAAAAACUGUCUGUAACUCUAGUUCUAGAGAUUCAGUGCCUCUUCUGAUCUCCACAGGAUCCUGCACAUAUGUGAUAUACAUGCACACACUCAGGCACACACAUUAAAAAAAAAAUAUUUAAAAAAAAAUCAGAGCUGGGGAGAUGGCUUAGUGGGUCAAGACACUUGCUGCCUAAGCCUAAUGACCGAGUUGAAGCCCCCAAACUUAAAUAAAGGUGGAAGGACAGAAUGGACUCCACAAAGUUGUCCUUUGACCAUGUCAUGGCACGUGGGCUAGAACACAAAUGUCAUACCCACAAUAAUGCAGUUUUUUUAAUUUUUUAAAAUUAAAAAUCAUAAAACUUAUGUAGUUCAAUCAUUAAGGAAGCAGGUAAUAGAGAAAAUUAAGACCACUUUCUGAGAGCACCACAUGGGAUACACACAAAUCCCCAGCACCCAGGAAGUGGAGACAGGAGUAUUGCCAAGUUCUAAGUCAGGCUAAGCAAUACAAUAAAACUGUCACGAAAGGGGAGGAUGCUGAAGAUGUAGCUCAAUUGGUCAUACUUGACAUGCACAGGUCCUGGGUUCCAUCCCCAGCAUCUCUGUAUAAAUAGGGCAUAGUGGUAGGUAACCUCUAAUGCCAGUCUUUGGGAGGUGGAGGCAUGAGGAUUAGAACUUUGAGGUAACCUGGGUGUACUGGCUGUUUAUGUGUGCCAACUUGACACAAGCUAGAGUCAUCAGAGAGAAAGGAGCCUCAGCUGAGGAAAUGCCUCCAUGAGACCCAGCUGUAAGGCAUUUUCUCAAUUAACGAUCAAUGCACGAGGGUCCAGCCCAUGGUGGAUGGUGCCAUCCCUGGGCUGAUAGUUCUAGGUUCUAUAAGAAAGCAGGCUGAACAAGUCAAUGGAAGCAAGCUAGUAAGCAGCACCCCUCCAUGGCCUCUGCAUCAAUUCCUGCCUCCAGGAUCCUGUCCUGUUUGAGUUCCUGUCCUGACUUCCUUUAAGAAUGAAAAGCAAUAUGGAAGUGUAAGCCAAAUAAACCCUUCCCCCCCC
Messenger RNA from Peromyscus californicus insignis, 3204 nucleotides. It is a transcript of the gene Angptl4, whose product is annotated as angiopoietin like 4. Bases 165 to 1400 code for a protein of 411 amino acids. Gene Ontology annotation, molecular function: enzyme inhibitor activity. The transcript is spliced from 7 exons. The record is from RefSeq and is a predicted model, not a curated record. Gene Ontology annotation, biological process: triglyceride homeostasis. NCBI's taxonomy places the organism in Eukaryota, Metazoa, Chordata, Mammalia, Rodentia, Cricetidae.